Paramecium sonneborni is the source of this 2265-nucleotide messenger RNA. Lineage: Eukaryota; Ciliophora; Oligohymenophorea; Peniculida; Parameciidae. The record is from the annotation of a GenBank genome assembly.
AUGGAUCAGAAAUUUAUUUAAGCUAAAAGUCUACAAGAAAAGAGAGAAAUAAUACAUUUUUUAGAUAAAAGACUUUCUCCAUCUGAACUUGAAAACCUAUAUAAGAGUAUUCAUGUAGAGAAACCUGCUCAUAAUGCUUAUGAAAUAUUAGAUAUAGCAUUAGAUAAAAAUUUUGGCGGUCUUCUUCCAGAUAAGGCAUCUUAUAGUAUGGAUUAUAAUGAGGGUGUUUUUAAAAGAAUAAUAGAGUCUUUAGAAGAUUUAGAAAUGGUUGGAUUAUAUGCAAAAUAUGUUGUAUAAAAUUGUCGUGUUGAUUCACAUAAAUUAUUACUUAAGUAAUUAGGAUAUGUGACAGAGAGAUUAAUAAGAAAGUUUCGAUAAUAAGGAACAAUUGAAGAGCAUUUAUGUUUAAAUAAAUAAAGAGUAAUUGAAUUAGUAAGUAUAUUGUGUCCUAAAGAUAUGACAUAUAAUCCAGAAUUACUAUAAUUAAUAUUAAAAGCUUUUAGAGAUUAUUAGGAUGAAGAAUUAUUGAAAAAAUUAGCUGAUUCUCUGAUUUAAUAAUGUAAGGAUAGUAUGAAUUAGAAUAGAGAACAUGAUUGGUUAAUGCUUAUUGCAACUAUAUUUGAUUAAGCUAUUGAAUAAAAAGGAAUAUGUUUGCAUAUUUUAUACAAAAAAAUUGGAAACACAACAUUAGGUCACGCAAUUAAUAAAAACAAAAAUUAUUUUUUAAUUAAUUAUUUUGAUAACCCAGAUAAACCUGUCAAAAUAUUUAAAGGUCUAUUAAAAUAUAGCAUAUAAAAUGAGAACUUAGCAAUUUUAUAAGAAAUUACAGAUAUAUUAGAGGAAUAAAUGCGUUAAAAUUAUAAUUAAAGUUCAUAUUUAAUCUUAAGUGAAAUUUAUGUGUAAGUCAUCUUACCAUAAUUAUUAUCUUAAUUACAUUUAAAUACUAAUAUUCUAGAUUUAUUACAGGUAUUUUUAAUAGGUAUGUCUAAAAGACAAGAAUUAUUUAAAGAUCAACAUAUUAAAAUAAUGUGUGAUAGAUUAAAAUUAUUGAUUGACUUAAAAUGGAAUGAUCGAUUAAUUUUUGAUAAAUUAUAUGCAUUUAUGAGUGCUAUUUAUAAAAAAUAUUAGAAUAGAUUACACAAUCAUGAAUAAUUUCCAAAAUUAUUAAAUCUGACAAGAGAAAGAUGUUAUGAUUAAUACAAUUAAAUAGAUCAUAUAUAAUGGGAUUGUCAAAUUUUAAAAUAUAGAAAUUUUGAAGAUAAUUUAUAUGAUAGAUCUAAUUAUGACAAUUUUGUUGGAUUAGAAAAUCUUACUAAUACUUGUUUUAUGAAUAGUAUUUUGCAAACACUUUAUAUGACAGAUAGUUUUAGGAAAUUCAUUUUGAUGAAUUCAAUUCCAGAUGCUAAAUAAUAUAAUGCAUUAAGAAAAUUGUUUAUGUUAUUAAAUUAUUAAGAGUCUGGUUUUUGUUCACCUUAUGAAUUAAAGAGAUUACUUAGACCUCCAUAUAGUAAUACAAAUGAUUAAUAAGAUGUUGGAGAAUUUGUCCAUCAUUUUUUAGAAGAUCUACUUAAAUAUAUACCAAAGGAAUAUUAAGAAAUAUUAGAAAACAUUUUCUUUGGUUCUCAUAGAUCAGUUAUAGAAUGUCCUAAUUGUGAUGUUUCAUUAGGUUAAAUUGAAAAGUUUUUAGGAAUUGAUUUGCAUUUAAAUAAACAUACUGAAUUAAAAGAUAUGAUUGCAUAAGUAUAUGAGGUUGAAUAAAUAGAAUUUACUUGUGAAAAAUGUAAUCGUAGAUCUAAUGAUAUUAAAAAGUCUUUGUAAAUAUUAAACUUACCUCCUGUUUUGUUUAUGACUAUAUAAAGGUAUAUUUUUAUAUUUAAACAGAUUUUAAUAUGAUGCUCAAACUUAAUAAAUGACAAAGAUACUUUAAAAAGUUCCUCUAAAAUUUGAAAUAGAUAUGAGAUAAGUAUUUCAAUAAUCAUAUCUUGAUACUCAUGAUAGUACAUAUAUCUUAUAUGCAUUUAUUGUGCAUUUGGGAAAAAACAGUUAUUCAGGACAUUAUUCUUGUUAUGCUAGAUCAAUGUCUAAACCUGAAACUUGGAUUUGUUUUGAUGAUGAUUAAAUUAAUAAAUAUGAAUUAACCAAUUAAGAUUUAAAUUCUUAAUUAAUGUAAGAAUAUUAAUAAUAUCAUAUCCUAGUGAUGAAGAAACUCCAUAUUUACUUUUCUACAAAAAUAAAUCUGGCCAUAGUCUAAGUAUUAAUAAAUGA